Molecule: messenger RNA, 2115 nt
Organism: Sebastes umbrosus (honeycomb rockfish)
Lineage: Eukaryota; Metazoa; Chordata; Actinopteri; Perciformes; Sebastidae
Product: 4F2 cell-surface antigen heavy chain-like
Exons: 8
Coding region: 258-1985 (575 amino acids)
Biological process (GO): amino acid transport; carbohydrate metabolic process
Source: RefSeq, a predicted model, not a curated record
AACAAUAAAAAACAACUUAUAGAACACGUAAAGAUGGAUUCAUAUUGAACUCCUAAUAAGAGCUGAUAGCUCAUAAUGAGCGGAUCGUCCCGUAUUUCCCACAGCCGUGAAGGCAUCAUCAGCUGCAGACAGAGAGAGACAGACAGAGAGAGACAGACAGACAGAGACAGACAGACAGAGAGAGACAGACAGAGAGAGACAGACAGACAGACAGACACAGCGAUAGACAGACAUCUCUCGUUCCUCACGGUAGAUCAAUGAACGGAACAUUAACGGGUCUCUCCGCCGGUAUGAACCCGGAGGAGGAGACCACCGUGCACCUGAAGGAUGCUGGACCGGAGCAGGAGGAUGCUGGACCGGAGGAUGUUCCCGCUCCGGUCGUCCCGGAGGCCGAUGCGACGGAGGCCGAUGUGAGUGAAGCGGAUCUGGACCAGGAGGACCAGGAGAAGCAGCCGAUGACCGGAGGAGCAGACCGGGCCGAGGACGCUCCGACAGCCGGCGGAGAGGAGGCUGCGGCGGGGGAGGAGAGGAACAACGGGUCGGUGAAUCUGAAGAUCCCCGAAGAGGAGGAGAAGGAGCAGAAAUUCACCGGACUGAACAAAGAGGAGCUGAUGAAGGUGGCCGGGACUCCUGGCUGGGUGAGGACCCGCUGGGCGCUGCUAGUGGUGUUCUGGCUCGGCUGGUUGGGGAUGCUGGGCGGCGCCGUCCUCAUCAUCCUGCAGGCGCCUCGCUGCAGAGAGCUGCCCGCCACCAACUGGUGGAACAACGGCCCGCUGUACCAGAUCGGAGACGUCCGGGCCUUCAGCGACGCCCGCGACCUGAAGGGUGUGGAGCAGAAGAUCAGUAAUCUGGCUCAGAUGAAGGUCCGUGGUCUGGUUCUGGGUCCAAUCCACGAGGCUCCAGCAGAUCAAGUGAUGAGUUUGAGCUUUGAGAAGGUUUCGUCUGAGUCUGGAACUCUGGAUCAGUUCAGGAGUCUGAUACAGGCCGCCCACAAAAAGAGUAUUUUUGUGGUUCUGGAUCUGACUCCGAACUACCAGGGUUCAUCUGGACCCUGGUUCUCUAACGUCAGUGUGACCAACGUAGCCGAGAGACUGAAGUCUGGUCUGGUGUUCUGGAUGAACCAAGGCGUAGACGGUGUGCAGCUGUCGGGGGUGGAGCGAGUGGCCGGCGUGGUGCCGUCUCUGUGGACCGACAUCCGAGCCAUCGUCCAGAACGGGACGGAGGAGCGUCCCAACAAGAGGGUCCUGAUCGGCGUCACCGAGCGCUCCUCGGCUGAAGACGUGUCCGUCCUCCUCUCCUCCACCGGCGUCGACCUGCUGAUCUCCAGGGUGCUCUGCCCCGGCAGCACCGACGCCAAGGACGCCACGGACGCCACAGAGCUUGCUCAGUCCGUCCAGCUCUUGUAUUCGUCCCACAACCAGACCAAGCUGGCCUGGAGCCUGGGGGGGCGGGCCGAGGGUCACCUGGCCUCGCUGGUGGGACCGGCUCUGGUCAAACUGCACCAGCUGCUGCUGCUCACGCUGCCCGGGACACCCGUCAUCAACUACGGAGACGAGAUCGGCCUGAUGGACGGGGACACCAAGUUUCCCAGAAUGCUUUGGGACUCUGACGGGAAGCUGAACGGGACUCUGCAGGAGAGGAGCGCCGAGCAUCUGGCGUGUCUCAGUUUUUUCAGCGCUCUGAGCGAGCUCCGUGGUAAAGAGCGCUCGCUGCUGUUCGGAGACUUCCUGCUCCUCUCUAACUCCUCCUCCUCGCUGGCGUACCUGCGGGUCUGGGAUCAGAGUCCCGGUUUCCUGGCCGCCUUCAACUGGGCGGAGGACGAGGCGGCGGUGCUGCAGCUGAGCGGCGCGGCGCUGCCUCGGCAGGCCGCGGUCGUCUUCAGCACCAACAGCAGCGUCCUGCCGGUGGACAGCAGCGUGGACCUGAUGGAGCUGAGGCUCGGCCCCGGACAGGCCGCGCUCCUCAGGUUUCCCUACACCGGAUAGACCGGUCACAUGGUCCGGUUAACGCGUCUAAUACAUGUUUACUGUCAGUGAAUAUUAAUAUGGUCAUGUGACGAUGUCUAUAAUGAGCAUUCUGUGAAAAUACAACAAAAAUAAAAACCGAGGGAAGACA